Molecule: messenger RNA, 1238 nt
Organism: Thrips palmi
Lineage: Eukaryota; Metazoa; Arthropoda; Insecta; Thysanoptera; Thripidae
Product: probable serine hydrolase
Exons: 3
Coding region: 150-1109 (319 amino acids)
Source: RefSeq, a predicted model, not a curated record
GGUAGAAACUUUACUGCGAAUUAUACGACCAGCAGACGAAGGGAAGCAGACGAACUUCCGAGGACUUUAUUCAAAAUUAGAUCCGGAGAGAUAAGAUGACAAUGAAACUUUUUAAUAAGAAGUAAAUAUCCUUAUCAGCGAGGUACAAGAUGUAUCGCACCGCCAAAAGUCUCUUCUCCUCUGCGAGUGUGCAGUUACCUGUAGUGGCAUCUUUCAGGCGAGUCCACACCGAGGUGAAAGUACCUGUACCCUGGGGACAUGUGGCAGGAAAGUGGUGGAACAAAGAUGAAGGGAAGCCUAUCAUUGCUCUUCAUGGCUGGCAGGAUAAUGCCAAUUCGUUUGAUCGCUUAGUACCUUCGAUUUCGCCCAAGGCAUCAGUUCUUGCAAUCGAUCUACCUGGGCAUGGCCAUUCUUCACAUUUUCCUCAUGGAUUUCCUUACCACCGCAUGUCAGCUGUUAUGACCUUGCGACGAAUAGUGGAGCACUUUGGAUGGAAAAGUGUUACAUUAAUGGGCCAUUCCCUAGGCGGCCAGACCUGUUUCAUGUAUGCAGCUAUCUAUCCAGGGGAAGUGGACAGCUUGAUUACGAUUGACAUUUUAGCUCCUAUUCCUUUGAAUCCUCAGAAGUACAUAAAGCAUGGUGGUAAGACAAUUGAUGAGUUUAUCAGAAGAGAUCUUCAAACUGAGGCAACUGCUCCAUCGCAUCCAUAUGAAGAUCUUGUGAAAAUGGUUCUUAAAUCUCCAAUUUCACCAGAUACUGUAGAAGGAGCAAAAAUUUUGAUGGACAGGGGAAGUGUAAAAACUGAAGAAGGUAAAUACCGAUUAACGCGAGAUACCAGAUUGAAAGGCAAUUCAACUUCAGGAUGGUCAGCGGACGACAUACUUAAAUACUGUCUUGAACUGAAGACUAAUAUUUUAUGUAUCAAAGCAGAGGGCUCACCUUAUUUUUCUACAAAGGAAUUUUUUGAUCAAUCGUGGGAGAAUGUUACUAAAGCUGCUAAAAAUGCUGAACUUGUAUAUUUGCCAGGAAAGCAUCACCUUCAUUUAGAAAAUGUAGAAGCUGUAGCUCCUGUUGUGAACAAGUUUUUAUCUAAGUAUUAUACUAGGUAGUUCACUACUUAAGUAGGAUUAUUUUUUGAAAGAACUGAAAAAAACAAAUGUAUUUCAUCUAUAUCACUUUAUUUUUCUCUUUAAAAAAAUAUAAGCUUAUAUUUGUACAAUAAACAGUGAUUAAUCUAA